Molecule: messenger RNA, 2493 nt
Organism: Amborella trichopoda
Lineage: Eukaryota; Viridiplantae; Streptophyta; Magnoliopsida; Amborellales; Amborellaceae
Product: influenza virus NS1A-binding protein
Biological process (GO): response to endoplasmic reticulum stress
Molecular function (GO): protein binding
Source: RefSeq, a predicted model, not a curated record
GUUGCCUUCAUCAAAUUCUCCCUCCAAUUCUCAUUACAAAGGCGUGUGUUGGAGCUAAGCAGAGUAUGGGUGCUGGAAGGAAAACACAAACGUUAUAUUGCAGUGAGAGAACUGACAAAUCAUCAUCAUCAACUGUGAGAAAUAAUACGGCUGCAAGAAAUCUGAAGAAAGAUGAUCUUGGUGGUGUGAUUUUUGGCUGUAAAAACAGUACGAUUACAGAAUGUCUAUCCAAGCAGCUCUUUGGGUUACCUGCUCCUCAUUUUUCUUAUGUGAAGAACAUAAUGCCUGGAUUGCCAUUGUUCUUGUUUAACUAUAGCGAUAGGAAGCUUCAUGGCAUUUUUGAAGCUGCAAGCAUGGGUCAUAUGAAUAUAAACCCAUACGGAUGGACCAAUGAUGGUUCAGAAAGAACUCAAUUUCCAGCUCAGGUACGAGUAUGCGUCCGACAGCAUUGCCAACCGCUGGCAGAGCAACAAUUUAAGUCUCUUAUAAGUGAAAACUAUUACACUAAUGCAUAUUUUUGGUUUGAACUGGAUCACGCACAAGUUGAUCGCUUGAUUGCUUUAUUUUCUGUAAAUCCCAAUUUUCGUUCUCUUGAAACUGAUUUUCCAAGGGGUGCACCUCCAAAGAGCAGCUGGCUUGAUUCGUUGACUUUGCCUACUUAUGAGUUGCCUAUUGAUUCAUCAUAUAGUGUCUUUUCUGCUGACUAUAACAUUGAGUCGAGUGGUUCAAAAGGAGGGUCAUAUGCAGUUGAUUGUGGAAAGGCAAACAAAAUUUUACAUCAUAAUGGUUCAGAAGACAUUGAAUGGUGUUGCUCUAGUAAAACCUCUUCCAGCAUACAUGAAGAGGAGGAUUCAAAGCAAUCGGCCUUAGAUGGUGUCACAAGUCCUAAAACCGAUGUGGAGGAACGGGGUGUUAUUGUGGAUGGUGCGAAGAGUCCUAAAAUUGAUCUGGAGGGAGGGGAAUUUGUCCCAGAUGGUGACAUAAGUACAAAAAUUGAUCUGGAGGAAGAUGAUACACUAAGCAGUGUUGAGGGAACAGUCAUGGAUGAAGAGUAUGUUUUGGAGAAAAUAAAGAAGCUUGCUAUUGAUCGUGAAUCAUCCAAAUCGCCGAUUCAAGUGCAUGACAAUGGUAUUGUUGAACAAGAGGAUGACAAAUGGUUAGCCACAAGUAAAACAGAGCAUCAAAAGGCGGCUGAAGGAACUCGAACAUACCAGACAAACAUUUAUUUGUAUAUAGAUCAGUUGAAAGUAGAUGUUCACUCAUUAAAGAACGCUUUAUCGGAGCAAAAUCAACAGACCAAACUUUUAGAGCAAAAGCAGAGGGAGUCGGACAAAGUGAUUCAAGAACUGAGGGAACAUAUAAGGAAGUUGGAGUCUGAAGUACUCACUGUAUCAGAUUCAAAUAUUGAGGAACUUGUCUUUCUAGUAGGAGGUCAUGAUGGUGUGUCCUGGUUACAAAGAUUGGAUGCAUACUUUCCUCACAAAGAUGUAUUGAAGUCGCUUAAGCCAAUGCAUUCUGUGCGUUCAUAUGCAUCUGCUGCUUCCUUGAAUGGUUCUCUCUAUGUUUUUGGUGGUGGAAAUGGCAGUAGUUGGUAUGAUACAGUUGAGAGUUAUAAUCCAAGCAAUGAUGAAUGGAGUGUAUGCCCAUCAAUGACACAUAAGAAAGGAAGCCUUGGAGCUGCUACCUUACAGAGCAAAAUUUUUGCUGUUGGUGGUGGUGAUGGAGUUCAAAGUUUCUCUGAUGUUGAGAUUUAUGACCCCAUACUUGGGAAGUGGGUCGUUAUUGGGUCAAUGCUUGAAAAGCGAUUUGCAACAGCAGCUGCAGUCUUGAAUGGCUCUCUCUAUGCUGUUGGUGGAUUUAAUGGGAAUGAAUACUUAAAAUCUGCUGAAAGAUUUGAUCCUAGAGAGGUAUCCUGGAAUAGGAUUCCAAGUAUGACCUUUAAAAGGGGAAGCCACUCAAUUGCUGUACUGAAUGAUAAAAUAUAUGCAAUUGGUGGCUAUGAUGGACAUAGUUUUGUAUCUUAUGUUGAAAUAUUUGACCCUCGUGCUGAUGCUUGGAUGAUGGGGGAACUUAUGACUGGUCCUAGAGGAUAUGCCACUGCCUCAGUGCUUGGCGAUGCUAUAUUUGUCAUCGGAGGUCUUGUACGGGAGAGACUUCAAAUGACCGAUACGGUUGAGUGCUAUCGAGAAGGUGCAGGUUGGACAAAUUUCGUGUCGAAAGCCAUUGGAAGGCGAUGCUUUCAAUCAGCAGUGAUUUUGUAGGGUGUACAGAUGAGAUUUUGAAUAGCAUCACUCGGGGGUAAUAGAAAAGGUUUGGAUGGGAGGGAGUUUCAUGAUUUUUAGGACCGGCCUUUUGUUAAAUUGGAUUUGCCUCUUUUAAUCUGGCCCUCAUUUCUCGUUUACGUUAGAGUUUCUGGUUUCUAUUCAGGUUCUUGUCAGUGUGUCUUUGUAAGCUUCUGUUAACUUGCAGUAGAAGGUACGUUUCAAGUUUUAA